Messenger RNA from Athalia rosae (coleseed sawfly), 4520 nucleotides. RefSeq names its product zinc finger protein 729-like. The transcript has 2 exons. Lineage: Eukaryota; Metazoa; Arthropoda; Insecta; Hymenoptera; Athaliidae. Gene Ontology annotation, cellular component: nucleus. Gene Ontology annotation, molecular function: zinc ion binding. The record is from RefSeq and is a predicted model, not a curated record. The coding region runs from base 139 to 3732 and encodes 1197 amino acids.
GCACAUUGCGCAGUGCGCAUCGACACCGGAAAAGGGUUAGCAAAAUCCAUGUUACGACAUGCAGGAACUUUUCAUUGAUGGAAAAACUGAUACCGCUACAAAAAUGCUUUGAUAAGCAAGACGAGAUUGGUUUAUAAUAUGGAGACAAACACGGAAGAUUUGAAAAUCGUAGCCAUCGCAUUUCAUGAAGAACACCUCAGCCUAGCAGAGCCCGUAGAUGAUGGAUCUGUCGCUCAUGAGGCAACCAAACAAAACAUGGACGCCGAAGAAGUAAAUACGUCGGAAACUCCUCAAAAUGAGGAUAUACUAAACGCUGUCGAAAUAUGUCGGGUGUGUUUGCUCGAAAGUGUAGAAAUGAAAGACCUAUUUCUGGUAGACGAUGUUGUUUCAUUGUCUAGCAAAGCUAUGAGCUUCACCAACGCUAAGAUGCUACCUGGAGAUGGUUUGCCCGCACAGGUCUGUGCUUCCUGUGCAGCUAAGUUGGAUGCAGCCUACGAAUUCAAGCUCCAAGUAGAGCAAGCGGAUGGUGUUUUGAGAGAGAGAUACAUGUCAUUGAAUAUUAAGGAUGAAUUAUUUUUCAACGAGGUAGAAAUACACCUGGAAACAAAUCAAAGUGGUGAUAAAAUUGGCGAACAGUCAACAGAUAUUGAUAUACAACUUUGCCCAGAAUCAAUCCAAGAAGCCGAAUUAAAUGAUACAACAGAAGAACCUCAUCUACUUGAAGAUGACUUGGCACUUUUGCGGGUUAAAAACCGUUCAGAAGAUCAGGGAAGCAAUUCGGAAGUUAGGGAGGUUUCGCCGGAAGGUACAGAGAAUUCUGAAACCGAACCAGACAUCAUACAGCAUACACCCAUGGAUCCUGGCAGAAUUGUUGCUCAGGAACAUGGUUAUGGAGCGCAACUGAAAUCCGAAUCAGACGAGCAUUUACUUCCGGGAAAAUCAUUCGGAAAGUCCGGUCAACUAAGUAAAAGUGAUGAGAAUCAGUUGGAAAAUGUUAAGCUAGAAGAGAGCAGUAGGGAACAAACAGUGACUCAAAAGAAAAAAGAGCAAAUUUGCAAAGCAUUGCCUCAGAUCGAAACAAGGAAAAGUAAACGCAAGUCAGCUCAAAAACUCCCUAUCAUUGAUCAUGACUCGGACGAAGACAAUUACUUUGAGAAUUUAAAUUUGAGCUCUAGAUUAAAACAGAGUCCACCAAAUAAGGCUGAGAGCGUUUAUUACAUGUGUUACAUUUGCGAUAAACAUUUUUUGGCUAAGAGCAUUUUAAAAGAACACAUGCACUCUCAUGAAGAAGUGAGAAAAGUUAUGUCUUUAGUGAAGGUGCCUGAAAAAAGUCCAAAAAUUACAACCCCAGCAAAACAUUGUCCAUCUGGUAAACAACCCAACAAAUGUCCCCAUUGCGGUAAAGAAUACUUGUAUAUAAUUUCGUAUAAGAAACAUCUUAAGCAACAUGAGAGUGAAAAAGAAGAAUCCAAAGUUGAACCGAUGCCAUUGGAAGUAUCAUUUCACGAGGAUGACAACACUCUAGAUUUUGAAAACUCUGACAAUAGUUAUGAUUCUGAUCCAUUAUCCCAAGAGGGAAAACAUACUUGUGAGAAGUGCAAAGAAGCUUUCAGCACAAAAAAAGCUCUUCAAAAACAUAUGACUAAGCAUGAAGCACUCAUGUGCAACAUUUGCAAUCAAGAAUUUGGCGAUCUGGAUGCAUUUAAAACUCACCAGACUCAACACGUGUCUGAAGAAGUUUUGACAGCAGAAGACUUGGAAGAAAAUCUGAAGUAUGUUUCCCAACUCUUAGAGAGUACCCAUGACGAUGAAGGAGUUCGUGUGCGCAGAAAAACCAGACAUUCUGGAAACAAAGGCCUACAAUGUCCUAAAUGCCCCAUGGUUUACUCUCACAAAAAAUCUUUAUUGCGGCACCUAGAAAUUCAUACAGGGAUACAGUAUGUAUGUAAGUUAUGCAGUCAACAAUUUUCUCGUAAAGAUCACUUGCGAAGACAUAUGGAACAGCAUGGUAGAAUAAAAUCAUUCAAUUGUACUCAAUGCAAUAAGACGUUUGGAAAUGAAUUGACGUUACGAAAUCAUCUGAUUGCAACAAAUCAUAAAACCAUUAUUCGAGGGGAAGAGUAUGAUCCCAAUAAACGUCCAAAACGUGUAGCUGCAAAAGAAGCGCAAAAAAUUAUUGACAAAAUCAAAACAGAAAAUGAUGGAGAUGACAAUGAUAGCAGCGAUGAUGUAGAACAACCUCGAAAGAGAUCAUACGAGAAAAAAGAAUACGAAUGUGCCACAUGCAGCAGCAAAUGUGCUUCCAAACAGUCUUUAGCUAAGCACAUGGAGAUGCACAUUAAAGACGAAAAAAGCGAAAAGCAAAUAAAUCGCGGCUCAGAUGAUGACUCAGAUUUUGACACAGGUCUAGAAUGGCUCAUAGACACUCAUGAAUGUCCAACUUGUAAGAAAAGAUAUAGUACAAAAAAAUCUUUGCUGCGGCAUCAACUACUGCAUGAAGAGCCAAACUUCGAAUGCGAUAUUUGCAAUAUGAAAUUUUAUCGAAAAGACAAAUUGAAAGCACAUUAUGACAAAUGUUCAGAAAAGAAUCCAGACCAAGUCAGAAAGUGUAAUAUCUGCGGAGACAGCUUUGAAAACAAUAAUUUGUUGAAGGAACACAGAGCUAAGCAUGUCACAGAGGGUAUUUUAACUGAGGAAGAUUUAAGAGAUAUUGAACCACAGACUGAUGAAAAAAGGCUUGGAGAAAAAAUAACCAGAAAAAGAAGAACUGAUAUUGUCGGACUUGAGUGUAGAGAGUGCAACAAGCUUUACACUUCACGGAAAGGAUUACUGCGUCACAUACAGGUUCAUGAGGGUAAAAAGUAUCUGUGUGACAUUUGUCCAAAGAAAUUUUACAGGCGAGAACAUCUCAAAAUACAUGUGGCCAAGCACAAUAUGAUAAAACCGCACAAAUGCAAUCGUUGCACCAAACGUUUUGCCAAAGAAGAACAACUGACCAAUCAUGUAUCCAAACAUGACAGGAAUUUCAAAAAAAACAAGGAAACGGAUAGCUCUAAAAGAUUCCUAUGCGAAAUUUGUUCCAAGAGCUUUACCCAAUCAACAACCCUGAUUGCUCAUCUCAGAGCCCAUAAUGGAAUAAAGCCUUAUGUGUGUGAAGUAUGUUCUCGUCCCUUCACAACAAAUGCAUAUCUCAAAAUGCACAUGAGAACCCAUACUCAAGAAAGACCCUACACUUGCCAAUACUGUUCGCGAGCUUUUGCAAGGGCAGAUACAUUGGCAAAUCAUCUUACAUCUCAUACAGGGGAAGCCAAGUACCAUUGCAAAUAUUGUCCAAAAAAUUUCAGACGAUUAAAAUCCUUGAAAGAACAUGUAUUUAUUCAUACUGGUCAGAGGCCUUAUGCCUGUCCAACCUGCGACCGAAGAUUUAACAAUAAUGGAAGUCGCUAUGCUCAUAGUAAGAGAUGCAAACAAAAUUUAUUGCAGAACCAGAACAGGGGUCAAGAAUCUGCGAACCAAGGGAGAAUUCAUGUGAAUAACCCAAUGCAAACUGUGAAACCCCAGAGUGUAAAAACAAUCACGAUCACCAGUCAAGCUGAUAGUGUUACUGGGCAGCAAGUUAUACAGCAUCAAGAGAUUCUCAUGCCUCUAAUCUUGCCAUUGACGGUUACAUUGGCUGAUGUCGGUGAAGAAGUUAUCCUACCUGAAGGCACAAAGAUUUUCACAACCUCGUAAUCAUGAAGAUGAUUUAGAUUUUUACCAUCAGUCAAGAGUUACACAAUGAAUGCUGGGAAGCAUGAUACUUUUUUCAUGAAAAUACUUGUCUGAUCUUACCUUUUUUUGACGAUUCAAGUAUCAACAAAUGAGAAAUAAAUGACAAAUUGUCAGAAUCGUAAAUUCACAACACGAUCAAUUUGCUUUUCAGAAAUGCGGCGGCAAUAGAGUUUGGCUACCUUUAGCUGAAAGUAUGUAAGACUUGGAUAGAAUCUGAUGAAUUCAUGACACGAUUAUGUACGACUACGUCCUUAUGCGAACUAAAUUUAUACUUGAAUUGAUUGUAUGAUCUAUAUGAUCGCAUUUUAAUAUUUAAUGUUCUAUGCAUAUAGAUGAUUCAUACCUUUCCUGUAAAAUGUAAUAUGUACAUUUACUGCAACAAUUUUAGUAGCGUCAUUGUUGUACUAAAGUGUUUUUACCUAAUUUAAGAGAACUUUUAAAAUAUAUUGUAACAUAAACCAUAGAUAUUAAGCAGCUUCAAAAUAUGUCUAAGCUGAGUUUAGAGAAUUGAAACAAAUUUAUGAAAGAACAGCAUCUAUCCAGUUCACUAUUCCUGUUCAUGCGAUUAUCUCCUAAUUUUAUAAUUGCAUUAGGCAAUCCCAUAAGUUUUUGCCAUACACGAAUAAGAUCGCAUGCAUUAGGUAAUUUCUUAAUUGUGCUAGAAAUUACUAUGAUAUAUGUUAAUCAUGAUUUCAUUUUGAUAUGUAAAUAACCUUGGUAUAGUGAUAAAUAGAAGUUUAUUAUAUUAA